AUGGAUUCAUAUUUGCCUUUAGUCAUUCCAAGGGCUAAUCCUAUUACUCUUUAUUAUCGUGUCCACCAGACUAAUCCUGAAACCACAUUAUUUGUAUGCUCCCUUGAAAAGCCAUUGAAAAAGCCAAGAGUAAAGAAAUGGUUUUCCUUUUGUGGCAAAAUAAAAUCCAUCGAGACAGGAGAAAUGACCAAAAAGAACCAACAAAUUUACUAUGCAACAGUAGAAUUUAAGAAAAAGAUUUCAUUGAAGAAAUCCUUGGAUAAUGUCUGGCUUAAUCAAAAAAUUGAAGAAUUGUAUGGAAACAAAGAAAUGGAAGUAGAGCCAGAAAUUGAUGAUAAAAUGGCUGAGCAUAUAGCUAAAAUGGAAGAAGGUGGGUUUACAAUGGUAUUACCUAACUCCACCUCUCCGUGAGCGAACAAAGCCAUAGGAAAAAUCCCUAUUUUUUUGCCCAAAAACUGCCCUCAUUGAGCGAACAAAAAUUUUUUAUGAAAAAAAAAUUGAUAUAUAAAUUAUAAUAUUAUAAUGAAAUCGUUAGCUAAUUCUUGUAAUAUUUUAAGCAGCUUACAUUUUAAAACACAUAUUUUGCAUAUUAAAUUAAUUUUUAGUUCUCAAUUUUUACAAAUUGGAAUUUUUAAAUUUUGAAAGAAAAAAAAAUUCUAUAAAAUUUAUAUAUAAAUUUUUUAAAACAAAAAAUUAACACCCCACCCCCUCCAUGAGCGAACAAAAAUUUUUUUGUUCGCUCACGGGGGGGAGAUAAGAAAACCAAGAAAAAUAAAUAUAAUAUUGCAGCUGUUCCAGAAAGCAUGGAUGUGGAAUUAAGCAAAAAGAGACCAAGAUCUGAGGCCACAAAUUUUUACAAUUUCCAAGUAGAAGAAGGAAAAUCAUUGAAAAGAAUGAAAGCUGAUGAAGAAGUUGUAGAAAAGAAGAAAAAGAAAAAAGAAAAAGAAUAA
Messenger RNA from Blepharisma stoltei, 950 nucleotides. The record is from the annotation of a GenBank genome assembly. NCBI's taxonomy places the organism in Eukaryota, Ciliophora, Heterotrichea, Heterotrichida, Blepharismidae.